Eurytemora carolleeae is the source of this 1592-nucleotide messenger RNA. RefSeq lists its product as uncharacterized. The record is from RefSeq and is a predicted model, not a curated record. NCBI's taxonomy places the organism in Eukaryota, Metazoa, Arthropoda, Copepoda, Calanoida, Temoridae. The transcript is spliced from 2 exons. The coding region runs from base 542 to 1390 and encodes 282 amino acids.
UAGGGUAAAAAAAAAAUCAAUCCGUACAAUCCGUACAAUCCGUACAUUUUGGCCACCCUGUAUACUUUGUAUUUCAGGUAUGUUUUCGAUUGUCGUUUCUCUCUUUUAACUAUGCAAAUAUUACUCAAUACUGGUUCUAAACAAACACAUUUGAACUUGAUAAUUUACUAGGAUUUGUCUUUUCCAAAUAAUUCAAACCACUUUCAAAAAUACUUUAAUCAAAUCUAAACUAAUUUUUGAUCAAAUAACAUAAAACUGGAUUGUAUUAAAAAGAUUUAAUACCUGAUAGCUUAAAACAUGUUUCAUUACUUGACUAGAUUAAAAUCUCGAUCUACGACUCGCCUCAAAACUUUAAGAGUUUUAAGGCAACCAGCACCUGAGUAAGGCGACUAUUAGUUUUGAUUUAUAAUCAUCUUACUACAGAUUCACGAGGAAUAAUAACCCUAUCAGAACAUGCGUAGUUUUUAUCAGAAUCCUAAAAUUAUACUUCCUCUUUCAGAAUCAUGUCAUGAUUAGUGAUCUGUGAGGGUCCGGUAAAGUGAUGGCGGAACGCCGUAAUUGUUUCAAUUCUGUACUAGGAGUUCAGUGCAAGGAUCAGGCGCGCAGCAUGUUCAAGGGAUCCUAUGUGUGCUCAUAUGUAUGGGAUAAAAUCGCAGGGCACUUCCCCAACGUCCGCCAGCUAGCAGAAUCAAACGGGAUGGAGCUGAGGGGUCAUUCAGAAGACAGAGACCUAGCUGAUGCUGUGAGAGGGGACAUGAUAAAGGAACAGAAGGAGUGGUUCGGAGAUAGAAACGUUGUGAUAGAUGUUAACAAGGAGUUGGGUAAAUCGGUAAUUACCACUCUGGAGUUAUUCACUUAUUUUGCCGACAAUAACAUAUUCUCCCAAGCAUCGAUCAUUUCGAGUGCUUUUAAAACCGGAACGAUGAGGGCUUUCUUGACCAAACGAAUGGGCAGUGAUACAGCAGAAUUGUUCAGUGCAGCUGCAGGUCUAACGGGUCGGGCCCAAAACCCGGAGUCCAUCCUAGAUGACUCUGGCGUCUCCCUCUCCGGAGAAACAUCCACAGAGGUCAACAAGCUCAAAGAAGAUCUCCGUAAGGAACAGAGGAAGGUGGCAGAUCUGGAGGCUAGGGAGAUAGCCCUCAAACAGGAGGUGGGGGACUUGAGGAUUAAACUAGAAAAUGCAAUCAGAGGCAGGCCCAGCUCAGGAGAUUUAAGCUCAUCGACGGUUCUAGACAUGUUGGAGCGGCAGCUGGAGGGCAUGAGCAUAGUGAACUCGGCUAAGCUCGAGAGGCUCAUAGGUCAUAAGUGCCUAUGCGAGGACAUUGACGCCCUAGGAAGAGAAGCGGAGGAUGGAGAGAAGAGGCUGGUUGAGCUUUUUAGCGAUAUCUAGUCCCAGAUUAUAUAUUUAUACUAAAAUUUAACCACCGUGUUAUUUUUUAAUACAACUAUCACGUAGCUAUGUUAACACUAUUUAACCGUACUAUCUAAUUAUUUUUAAAUAUUUAUAAUCUAAUAGUUCCGCAUUACAAACAAUAGCUUUAAUUGAGUAUUAUGCUUAAAAUGUUGUGCUGAGCCAUCAUAUUUAAAACCAU